GUUCUGCUCUGCUCAUACUCUGCCUCUUCUCAAGCAAAUGGUCUCACUGAACAGAGCAGCCUCUGCUUUACUUGUAAAUCUGAACUAAGAGCAAACUGAUGUCUGCCCUUUGUUCAGUCCGGUUCAUUUCGACAAUUUCUCAGCCUGACAGAUCGAAGUCGAGGGGGAUCGAAGCAUAAUUUUGGUUCUCUGUGGCGUUGCUUUCUGAUCGCAGAGGAGGAGUCCUUACUCGACGCGAUCGGCCAUGGAGAGCACGAUGAAGGAGCUGCGGGGAGGGGAGAGCGUGCUGGAGCCGAAGUCUAAUGUCGGGGGAGGUGUGGAGGACGUCUACGGUGAGGAUCGCGCCACUGAGGACCAGCUCAUCACCCCCUGGGCCUUCUCCGUUGCCAGUGGGUCUUCUUUGCUGAGAGAUCCUCGCUACAACAAGGGGCUCGCUUUCUCUGAGAGUGAGAGGGAUGCUCACUAUUUGCGCGGACUUCUGCCUCCUGCAGUUUUAUCCCAACAACUUCAGGAGAAGAAGCUGAUGAUGAAUCUCCAGCAGCAUCACCUUCCAUUGCAGAAGUAUAUGGCCUUGAUGGACCUUCAGGAGAGGAACGAGAGGCUUUUCUACAAGCUUCUUAUUGAUAAUGUCGAGGAGUUGCUUCCAAUAGUUUACACCCCAACAGUGGGUGAGGCUUGCCAAAAAUAUGGGAGCAUCUUCCGGAGACCACAGGGCCUUUUCAUUAGUUUAAAAGAAAAGGGUAAGAUUCUUGAGGUACUGAAGAACUGGCCCGAGAGGAGUAUUCAGGUCAUAGUUGUGACGGAUGGAGAAAGGAUUUUGGGGCUUGGUGAUCUCGGGUGUCAGGGAAUGGGAAUUCCUGUUGGCAAAUUGGCUCUAUACACUGCUCUUGGAGGAGUUCGUCCUUCUGCAUGUUUGCCAGUGACAAUCGAUGUGGGAACCAACAAUGAGCAGCUGUUGAAGGAUGAAUUUUAUAUUGGACUCCGACAAAAAAGGGCAACCGGGCAGGAGUAUGAUGAUUUACUAAACGAGUUUAUGUGUGCCGUCAAGCAGAACUUUGGAGAAAAGGUUCUGAUACAGUUUGAGGAUUUUGCUAAUCACAAUGCUUUCAGUCUUUUGGCGAAAUAUGGGACAACUCAUCUGGUCUUCAAUGAUGAUAUACAGGUAAAAGGACACUUUUAUGCACGUUUCUAUGAUUCGACUUCUUUCAGAUCUAGUACUACUGUUGUGCGUGGUUUCCUCUUUCUUCAGGGGACAGCAGCUGUGGUUCUUGCUGGAGUCGUUGCAGCUCUCAAGAUACUAGGUGGCAUCUUGGUCGAUCAUACUUUCUUAUUCCUCGGUGCUGGUGAAGCUGGAACGGGCAUAGCGGAGCUGAUAGCUCUUGAGAUGUCGAAGCAGGCAAAAGCUCCUGUCGAGGAGACUCGCAAGAAGAUCUGGCUAGUUGAUUCAAAGGGUUUGAUUGUUAGCUCUCGUAAGGAUACACUUCAGCACUUUAAGAAGCCGUGGGCUCAUGAGCACGAACCUGUCAAGGAUCUCUUAAAUGCUGUCAAGGCUAUCAAACCGACAAUCUUGAUAGGAUCGUCAGGAGUUGGAAGGACUUUUACCAAGGAGGUUAUUGAAGCCGUGAGCUCUUUCAAUGAGAGACCUGUGAUUAUGGCCUUGUCAAAUCCAACCUCUCAGUCGGAAUGUACCGCAGAAGAAGCCUAUACAUGGAGCAAGGGUAAAGCAAUAUUUGCAAGUGGAAGUCCAUUUGGUCCUGUCCGAUAUAAUGGGAAGGAUUUUGUUCCUGGGCAGGCAAAUAAUGCCUACAUUUUCCCGGGAUUCGGCCUCGGUUUGGUCAUCUCCGGAACGAUCCGGGUCCAUGAUGAAAUGCUACUUGCAGCAGCGGAAGGAUUGGCCGGGCAAGUCACGGAAGAGAACAUUGAGAAGGGGCUCAUCUAUCCGCCUUUCCAGAACAUUCGGAAGAUCUCCGCGCACAUAGCAGCCAAAGUAGCUGCCAAGGCCUAUGAUCUCGGCUUGGCAUCGCGACUACCUCGGCCGGAUAAUCUCGUGAAGUAUGCGGAGAGUUGUAUGUACAGUCCUCUGUACCGAAACUACCGAUGAAUUAGAUGACCAAAGUAAAAAGGGAACUGGUCCAAGGCAAACUAUAUAACAGUACUAUGCGUAUGAUAAGAAAAGGGUCUGUAUGAGAACAUGUUUGUCUAGAUACAUACUGAGUUUAAGAACCAGUGAAGUAUUGAAGAGGGCUGUUAUUACUGUCUUGCCAA
Molecule: messenger RNA, 2265 nt
Organism: Punica granatum (pomegranate)
Lineage: Eukaryota; Viridiplantae; Streptophyta; Magnoliopsida; Myrtales; Lythraceae
Source: RefSeq, a predicted model, not a curated record